UUUCAAGAAUCAAUAUCACAACCGGUCGUCGCGGCGUUCUGGGCUGGUGGCAUGGCUGGUGCCGUCUCCCGAACCGUCGUGUCGCCCCUGGAACGACUCAAGAUCCUGAUGCAGAUUCAGAGUACUGGGCGAGAGGCCUACAAACUGUCCGUGGGACAGGCAUUGGCGAAGAUGUGGAAGGAGGAGGGCUGGAGGGGCUUCAUGGCCGGCAACGGCACCAAUUGCAUCCGCAUCGUCCCGUACUCUGCUGUGCAAUUCAGCAGCUACAACUUUUACAAGAGGAACAUCUUUGAAUCAUCACCUGGCGCGGACCUGGCGCCGCUGACCCGACUCGUAUGCGGUGGCGCCGCUGGUGUGACGUCCGUCUUCUUCACCUAUCCCCUCGACAUUGUUCGGACGCGUCUGUCCAUCCAGUCUGCCAGUUUCUCAGAGCUAGGCGAGAAGCCGCAAAAGCUGCCAGGCAUGUGGGCUACUCUGGUGAGGAUGUACAAGACGGAAGGCGGCGUGUCUGCUCUGUACCGUGGCAUCAUACCCACAGUCGCAGGUGUAGCACCUUAUGUUGGCUUGAAUUUCAUGGUGUACGAAUCGAUCCGCAAGCACCUGACGUAUGAGGGAGAAGAGAACCCAGGUGCUAUGCGAAAGCUGCUCGCGGGUGCGAUCUCAGGUGCCGUGGCGCAAACCUGCACAUAUCCCUUCGACGUACUGCGACGGCGUUUCCAGAUCAACACCAUGUCCGGCAUGGGCUACCAAUACAAAGGCGUCGCGGACGCGAUCAAGGUCAUUGUGGCCCAGGAAGGCAUCAAGGGCCUCUACAAGGGCAUCGUGCCCAAUCUCCUGAAAGUGGCACCGAGUAUGGCCUCAAGCUGGCUGAGCUUCGAGAUGACCCGCGAUUUCCUGCUCGACCUAAAACCAGAAAGUUGUAUCGAUCUCGACCGCCACCACGUCAAGGGUACGCACCGCAAGGCACCCAAGAGCGACAAUGUCUACCUCAAGCUCCUCGUGAAGCUCUACCGCUUCCUGGCUCGCCGUACCGACUCUGCCUUCAACAAGGUCGUCCUGCGCCGCCUGUUUAUGUCCAAGAUCAACCGUCCCCCGGUCUCUCUGUCCCGCAUCGUUUCCAACAUUGCCGAGGACGAGAAGCGCACCGUUGUUGUUGUGGGCACCAUCACCGACGACAACCGUCUCCUCAAGUUCCCCAAGGUCACCGUGGCUGCUCUGCGCUUCACCGCCACCGCCCGUGCCCGCAUCCUGGCCGCCGGUGGUGAGGCCAUCACCCUCGACCAGCUGGCCCUCCGUGCCCCCACUGGUGCCAACACCCUGAUCCUCCGUGGUCCCAAGAACGCCCGUGAGGCCGUCCGCCACUUCGGCUUCGGUCCCCACAGCCACAAGAAGCCUUACGUCCAGUCCAAGGGCCGCAAGUUCGAGCGUGCCCGUGGUCGCAGAAGGUCGCGCGGUUUCAAGGUCUAA
Molecule: messenger RNA, 1467 nt
Organism: Emericellopsis atlantica
Lineage: Eukaryota; Fungi; Ascomycota; Sordariomycetes; Hypocreales; Bionectriaceae
Product: solute carrier family 25 member 42
Exons: 8
Biological process (GO): transmembrane transport; translation
Cellular component (GO): ribosome
Molecular function (GO): structural constituent of ribosome
Source: RefSeq, a predicted model, not a curated record